CCGUCGGGGCCGCCGCCGUGCCGCCGUCUCUCCGCCGCCGCGCAGCCACGCAGUGCCGCACGCGCUCCGAGCUCGUCAAGGCCGUCGCCGUGGACGCCGCCGUCGUGAACUCCGCCGCUGUGGACUGCCUCGCCGUGGACUCCACCGCAGCACACCCUGCGUCCAGGAGGCCCACGAGGGCAUGAGGGCCGAUGAGAGCCGCAGUAGUGAAGUCCGUGCACUGAACUCUCCGGGGGCCUUGCCUGCCUCGCCGCGGGCCCCUGACGAGGCCACGGCCUGCCACGGCCCCUGGCCAGGCCUUGCGGCCGGCUCUUCCCCGUCAACGACAUGACCCCCUGGACGCUCGCCACCCUCGCCGUCGUCGCCGCCCUCCUCUGCACCACCCAUGCCGCGGAGACCAUCACAGGAGAGCGGCAGCCCUGCAACGAGGAGGGCGAGGCGGUGCACGUGGACAGCAUCAAGGACAUGCGCUGCUUCUCCUGCAUGUGCAAGAAUGGCUUCGUUGAGUGCCUGCAGGAGUCCUGCCCGGCCCAGCAGGGCUGCUACCUACUGCUCGCGACACCACGCGACUCCUGCUGCAACGUCUGCAAAGGUUGCGACUACCACGGCAAGAGCUACGCCAGCGGCUCCGAGUGGAAGGACCCGGCCAACCCGUGCCGGGUCUUCACGUGCAAGGCGGGGGUGGUGACCGAGUCCGAGGAGGUGUGCUACGUGCCGUGCCCCGCCCACCAGUCCCUGCCGCCGGCACCGUCGCAGUGCUGCCGCACCUGUCCGACGUGCCCGAUGAGCGACAAGGAGCGCGACCGGGACAGCCGGUCCGUGACGCUGGCGGAGGACCCUUGCGUCAACUGCCAGUGCCGGGGCGGCCGCCUGGCGUGCUCCAAGAAGGCCUGCCCCGUGCUCAACUGCCCGCCGACGCAGAUCGAGCAGUUGCCCGGCCAGUGCUGCCCCGUGUGCAAGGGAAGCCGGCGGCUGCUGUACGAGCCGCCGCUGGGCAGCUGCCUGCUGGGCCUGGAGAUCCGGCAGUCCGGGCGGCCCUUCCACGUGGACCGCUGCACGUCGUGCACGUGUGUCAACGGCACCUCGCUGUGCCGGCGGCCUUCCUGCCCCGCCCUGGACUGCCCGGCCGAGCUGCAAGUCACCGAGCCGGGCCAGUGCUGCUCCAGCUGCACGCCCGCCCUCGAGAGCAAGGCCGCCUGCACGCUCAGCGGACAGACCUACCAGGACGGGCAGCAGUGGCGGCUGGACCCCUGCAAGUGGUGCGUGUGCUCGGGCGGCGUGGCGCGCUGCACGGUGGAGCGCUGCCCGCAGCCCGCGCCGCAGUGCCCGCCGCACCAGCGGCUGCAGCAGGUGGACGGCGAGUGCUGCCCCAAGUGCGUGGACACGGACGGCGUCUGCGCCGUGUUCGGCGACCCGCACUACCGCACGUUCGACGGCAAGUUCUUCAGCUUCCAAGGCUCGUGCAAGUACCAGCUCGCCGCCGACUGCGUCAACCACAAGUUCUCCAUCCGCGUGACCAACGACGCGCGCGCCACCAAGACGUCGUCCUGGACCAAGACGGUGUCCAUCAAGGUCGGCGCCGUCAAGGUGAACCUGGGCCAGCAUCUCCGGGUCAAGGUGAACGGCGUCCGCAUCACACCCCCGUUCCGGCUGGCGGGCACCUCCGGGCAGGGCGCGCAGGGCGCGGACGCCGGCGUGGACGCCAACAGCGAGGUGACGGUGGAGAAGCGCGAGGACACGGUGCUCGUCACCACGGGGGUGGGCGUCAAGGUCACGUGGGACGGCAACUCGUUCCUGGAGGUGUCCGUGCCCACCACGUUCAAGGGCCAGCUCUGCGGGCUCUGCGGCAACUACAACUCGGUGGCCCGCGACGACCUGACGACGCGUCGCGGCCGCCUCGUCGCCGACGUGGAGCGCUUCGCGGCGUCGUGGCGCGUGGGCGGGCGGCACGCGUGCGCGCGUCCCGGCCUGCUGGGCCUCGGCGGCGGCGUGGGCCCCGGCAGGCCGCACCAGGCCGGCGACGCGCCGCCCGCGUGUCUGCGGCUCAGCAGCACGCGCCGCAUCCGCGACUACCGCCGAUGCAAGCCGCUCAUCGCGGAGGCCUUCUCGCCCUGCCACAAGAAGGUCAACGCCGAGAUGUACUUCAAGUCGUGCCUGCUGGACAUGUGCGAGUGCCCGUCGGGUCGCUGCUACUGCGAGGCGUUCACGGCGUACGCGUACGAGUGCCGGCGCGCGGGGGCGGCGCUGCUGGACUGGCGGGCGGCGACGGGGUGCGUGGCG
Messenger RNA from Thrips palmi, 2280 nucleotides. It is a transcript of the gene cv-2, whose product is annotated as BMP-binding endothelial regulator protein. The transcript has 9 exons. The annotation marks the transcript as partial. Gene Ontology annotation, molecular function: protein binding. The record is from RefSeq and is a predicted model, not a curated record. NCBI's taxonomy places the organism in Eukaryota, Metazoa, Arthropoda, Insecta, Thysanoptera, Thripidae.